Messenger RNA from Seriola dumerili (greater amberjack), 2390 nucleotides. Its product is annotated as COUP transcription factor 2-like. The coding region runs from base 219 to 1532 and encodes 437 amino acids. Gene Ontology annotation, molecular function: zinc ion binding; nuclear receptor activity; retinoic acid binding. Gene Ontology annotation, biological process: negative regulation of transcription by RNA polymerase II; cell differentiation; anatomical structure development. NCBI's taxonomy places the organism in Eukaryota, Metazoa, Chordata, Actinopteri, Carangiformes, Carangidae. The record is from RefSeq and is a predicted model, not a curated record. The transcript has 3 exons.
CAAGCUGUUUCUGGGUGACUGCCCAUUCUUUACUUGUGAAGUCGCGCGUUAUAAUUUUAUUGCCGUUAUCUUAUGAGGUCUGUUCAUAUUCUGAGGCGUAGCUUGUAUUUAUUUUUUUCCUUGAAUGUGUUUUAGUGGUUCAUGUCGACAGAUCGCGUGCGUUAAUUAUUGCGUAAAAAGAGGGAAGUUGGGCGCAGAAAGUUUUGGUGACGGUCGAUAUGGCGAUGGUGGCGUGGAGAAACACUGAGGGCGUCGGGGACACUCAGGGGACCCUCUCCUCCCCGGUGUCCCAGGUUGCACCUCUGUCUCUGCCCGGGGAGCUGACGGGACACAUGAACCCGGCGUCUCUGGAAAUACCCCCGGCAGCAGCAGCACCCCAGGGCGCACCACCGCCCAAUCCGUCCAGCACCACCACCGCUACCACCACCACCAACAUUAACAACAACACCUCCUCUUCCUCCUCCUCCUCCUCGUCCAUGGACAAACAGCAGAGCCAACAGAUCGAGUGCAUCGUGUGCGGGGAUAAAUCCAGCGGGAAGCACUACGGACAGUUCACAUGUGAGGGAUGUAAAAGCUUCUUUAAACGCAGCGUCAGGAGGAACCUGACCUACACCUGCAGGGCCAACAGGAACUGUCCCGUAGACCAGCACCACCGCAACCAGUGCCAGUACUGUCGCCUCAAGAAAUGCCUCAAAGUCGGCAUGAGGAGGGAAGUGCUGUUGCUCGUUGCAGCUGUCCAAAGAGGCAGGAUUCCGACGCAGGCUUAUCACGGCCAGUUUGCUCUGACAAACGGAGACCCUCUACAGUGUCACUCCUAUCUAUCGGGAUACAUCUCUCUGCUGCUGCGGGCCGAGCCCUACCCGACCUCCAGGUUCGGCUCUCAGUGCCUGCAGAGCAACAACAUCAUGGGCAUAGAGAACAUCUGUGAGCUGGCGGCCCGGAUGCUCUUCAGCGCCGUGGAGUGGGCCCGCAACAUUCCUUUCUUCCCGGACCUGCAGGUACCGGACCAGGUGGCCCUGCUCCGCCUCACCUGGAGCGAACUGUUCGUGCUGAACGCCGCACAGUGCUCCAUGCCCGUCCACGUCGCUCCUCUGCUGGCCGCCGCCGGCCUCCACGCCUCCCCGAUGUCCGCGGACCGGGUAGUGGCCUUCAUGGACCACAUCCGGGUCUUCCAGGAGCAGGUGGAGAAGCUCAAGGUUCUGCACGUGGAUUCAGCAGAGUACAGCUGCAUCAAGGCCAUCGUGCUGUUCACCACAGAUGCUUGUGGUCUGUCGGAUGUGGCCCAUGUGGAUGGUCUGCAGGAGAAAUCCCAGUGUGCUUUAGAGGAGUAUGUGAGGAGCCAGUAUCCCAACCAGCCUAACAGGUUUGGGAAGCUGCUGCUCCGCUUGCCUUCUCUCCGCACCGUCUCUUCCUCUGUCAUAGAGCAGCUUUUCUUCGUCCGUCUGGUGGGGAAAACCCCCAUAGAAACUCUGAUAAGGGACAUGCUGCUGUCGGGCAGCAGCUUCAACUGGCCUUACAUGCCUAUUCAGUAGAGGAGGAAACUGCAGUGGUGCUGCUAAGGUCAGGAAAGGUCUCACACCUCAAACAAAGUCAUUUUAGCUACUGAGGCUUAAAAUCUGUGUCGCUUCGAACAAGGGAAAAAAACUUCCGGUGGAACGGGAUCAUUACUGAAAUUUUCCAAUUAAAAAUGUAUUGAGUUUUGCCAUUUUCUUGAAACCAGAGCAGUGAUCUGCCUUAUUCUGCAUUAAAUAAAUCAAUCGUUGUGAUGACAAGGAACAAUAUGACUCCACUGGCAGAUUUUUUUUACUUGUUCAAAGAGAACAAUAUUUCAUGAGAUGAAAUGACUGGUCAUGAUGGACAUUUUUACUGCGUGAUGACCACUCACAUUCUAUGGUUUUUGGGAUAACAAACAAUAUUUAUUGGACCCUGUGUGUAUAUUUAUCGUGCUUGUAAAUUAUGUUUUGGCUCCUUUUUUUUAAAAAAAAAAAUGUUUUAUGUAUUUUUGCCCCAGCCAGUGAGAAAACUGCAGGGAUCGUCUUGUGUUGAUCUGUUUUUUUUUUUUCCUUUUGUUUGUUUGUUUCAUACCUUCCAGACAUGGCACUUUGGACUAAAGGAACAUUUCAUAUAAAGAUUUCACACAAGUGUUUAAAACCCAGCAUUUCUGACUUCAACCUAUUUGCUCAGUGGUGUACAAACAGAAAGAAAGGUGAUACUAAAGCUCUGGUUUAGUUACUUUUGGUUCUUACUCCAUUUGCAAUGUCGACACUGAAAGGAUGCGAAGAAAAAGAGCAAAACAUACUUGUAAACUGCACUUCUCAUAGUCAGUGUAAGGUUACACAAAGUAAUUCAUUACUUGUUAAUCACUGAAUAGGUAGUAUCAUUACUUUAUU